GUUUUCACGCAGGGAAUGUCCCUUUUGGCACUUUCUGCAUCAGUUCAUGGAAUAAAGCCAAGAUGUUACGCAGAUGGUAAUUGCAAUCCGACAAAGACAGAAAGUGCAGUUUACUUUCUAGCACUUUACCUGAUAGCUCUGGGAAUGGGAGGAAUUAAGCCUUGUGUCUCGUCAUAUGGGGCAGAUCAGUUUGAUGACAUUGAUAAAGUUGAGAAGAAACAAAAGAGCUCUUUCUUCAACUGGUUCUAUUUUUCGAUAAAUGUUGGUGCUCUUAUUGCUGGUUCUGUGCUGGUCUGGGUACAAGAGAAUGUGAGCUGGGGAUGGGGUUUUGGAAUUCCUGCCAUAGCCAUGGCAAUAGCUGUUGCAUGUUUCUUUUCAGGUACUCCUCUGUACCGAAACCAGAAGCCUGGAGGCAGCCCUCUCACUCGGAUGUGUCAAGUGCUGGAAAUGCCCAUGUCCAUAUUUUGGCAAGUCCCACAAUACUUCCUGAUAGGGUGUGCAGAGGUCUUUACCUUCAUUGGACAGCUGGAAUUUUUCUAUGAACAAGCACCUGAUGCCAUGAGAAGCUUCUGCUCUGCUCUGCAUCUCACCACUAUGGCACUUGGAAACUACCUAAGUUCUCUUCUUGUGACGAUUGUCAGAAGUGUGAGCACCAAGAAUGGGAAGGUAGGAUGGAUACCUGAAAACUUAAACUAUGGCCAUCUCCAUUACUUCUUCUGGCUAUUGACAAUAUUAAGUGUGGUGAAUUUAGUCGUUUAUCUCCUGGUUGCUAAGUGGUACACGUAUAAAACACCAGUGGAUGGAGUUAGUCUUCGAUUGCCACAAUUAUUCCGAGCUUAAGAAGGUGAAGCUUGAUGCACUAAAAUUACUCUAAUAAGUGUAUUAGUCGUUU
Rubroshorea leprosula is the source of this 892-nucleotide messenger RNA. The record is from the annotation of a GenBank genome assembly. NCBI's taxonomy places the organism in Eukaryota, Viridiplantae, Streptophyta, Magnoliopsida, Malvales, Dipterocarpaceae.